GCGCGCGACCAUGCCCCACCGCCCGGAGCCCGCGCUAGGUUUCCCCGCCGCCGCCGGCCACGACCGCGCGCCCGAGCGCCGCCGCAAGAAGCAGCCGCCGCCGCCGAGGCGGAGGCGACCGGCCGGCGCCGCACAGCAGCAGCCGGUGGGUCCACGCGGCGCGGCCGAUCCAGAUCCGCCGCCCGCCUCCGCGCUGCUGCCACUCCCCAGCAGCGGCAGCGGCUUCGCCACGCGGGGCACGGCUGCGCCAGAGGAGGGGACGGACGGUGCGAGCUCGGCCAGGUCGGAGGAAGAGGCGGAGGCAAUUAAUGAUUCGUUCUCCUACUCGUUAAGGGAGUGCCGGAAGCGGAGGUGGCUUAAGUCAGAGGGUUCUGGGCUGGUGCGGCCUCCAGCCUCACAUGAGCUCAAUGGUGGCGGAGGUAUUGAGCUUCUAGUGCUCUCGCCCAGGUGUUUGAUUGGGGGUAAUGCGGGAGGAAUGAGCAAGAGCUCGACAGCAUCAUCCCGGAGCAGAUCAGGCACAGGCACAGGGACGUUCCCGAGCCCUGGGACUCCGAACUACAAUCGGCAUUGUGCAGGCAACAUGCAGUACUCCAAGGGUUGGAGUUCAGAGCGUGUGCCACUGGGCGCAGGUAGCAAUAGAAGGUAUGGGGGUAGCGGGGUGGUGCUUCCUUUUAACAAUGGGAGGAAGCUGCCAUCGAAAUGGGAGGAUGCGGAGAAGUGGAUCCUGAGUCCGGUUUCCUGCGAUGGGAUUGGAAGGAUGUCUGCACCAGCUCCACAUCAUAGACGGCCCAAGUCGAAGAGCGGCCCACUUGGCCACCCAGCUGGCAUUCCCGGAGCUUACGCAGCUGUUUCACCACUUGUUCCCUGCUUUGAUGGUGUUCUUGCAGCAGCUAAUUUUGCAGCGCACUCGCCUUUCUCUGCUGGGGUUCUCAUACCUGAGCAUGGCCGCAUUGGUGAUUUCAGCAGUGGAAGAGGCAGGUCUGGUGAUGAUGGUAGCAGCAGAUCCUACUCUGCUGAGAAGGAGCCAUAUAUCUUGAGGUCUGCAAGCAUACAUGCAUGGACAGAAACACUUAUGGAGGCUUCUGCUUUUGCUAAUAUCUCAGAAGAAACCACACGAGAUGAUAAACUGCAAGGCCAGCAGGAAGCAACUUCUGUGAUUUCCAGUCCAAUCAUAAAGAAAGAUGUUGCUACACAGAUGAGUCCUGAGGAUAGCAUAUCAUCUUCUCCAAAAGCGAGGCAUUCCUGCUCUAGCCUGCCAUCAGGACAUCUGCUAAAAGAAGCAAAUACUCAUAUACCUAAACCUGAAAUCAGGGACGUGCAGGUAGAUGAUCAAGUAACUGUGACCCGGUGGUCCAAGCGGCAUGUAACACGAGGCUCUGAUAAGCGGUCAACAAAUAUUAUUGAAUGGAGGAAGAAGACUAUUGAGACACGAGCUCCAUCUUUUGAUGAAAAAGAAAGAGAAAGAUGCAUGUCAAAGUGCAAAAGGGAGGAAGCUAAGAUCACUGCUUGGGAAAAUCUACAGAAAGCAAAAGCCGAGGCAGCUAUUAGGAAGUUGGAGAUGAAGCUUGAAAAGAAAAGAUCAUCGUCAAUGGACAAAAUUUUAGGCAAACUCCGCUCUGCUCAGAAAAAGGCAGAAGACAUGCGAAGUGCAGUUUCUUCCAAUGAAGACCAGUGUGGUGUGAGGGCAAAAAAGAAGGCAUCUUCCUUUGUGAAAACUGGCAAGCCCUUCAGCUGCUGCUUUACCUACCGUGCUUGCUAGUUGUGGUGUAGUUUGUGUCUGUGGGUGAAGCAAUGGAUAUAGAACUGUUUGAGCGUUACAGCUCUUGUCAACCAACAGAUAUGGGACUUUUGACUACAAAUUUGGGAGAAGCAGUUGGCCUUCGUGCCGUGGAGGUAAUGGAUUUGUUGAAGAGAAUUUGCAGGAUGUGGUCACCGUUGUGGGGGCAGCAGAAGUCGAAGUCAUUGAGUGAAAACCACUCAUGCUGUCAUGCAUCAAUCCAACCUCUGUAAACCCAGUAGAAGCAGCUCGAUUCUUGAGCUUCAUGCUAGUUAAAUGCCAGGUUGAGCUGGUAUUCAUUCCGCUUGAUGUACAUCUUUCCUGGAAUUGAGUAUGUAAUGCAAAAUCAUGGGGGCUCUUACAUUGACACUGUAUUGAAAGGUGUUAGCUGUUGGCGCUUGCUCUCUA
Molecule: messenger RNA, 2185 nt
Organism: Setaria italica (foxtail millet)
Lineage: Eukaryota; Viridiplantae; Streptophyta; Magnoliopsida; Poales; Poaceae
Exons: 8
Coding region: 11-1759 (582 amino acids)
Source: RefSeq, a predicted model, not a curated record